Molecule: messenger RNA, 7090 nt
Organism: Astyanax mexicanus (Mexican tetra)
Lineage: Eukaryota; Metazoa; Chordata; Actinopteri; Characiformes; Acestrorhamphidae
Gene: nuak1b
Product: NUAK family, SNF1-like kinase, 1b
Exons: 7
Coding region: 1218-3122 (634 amino acids)
Biological process (GO): intracellular signal transduction; microtubule cytoskeleton organization; protein phosphorylation
Cellular component (GO): cytoplasm
Molecular function (GO): tau-protein kinase activity; ATP binding; protein serine/threonine kinase activity
Source: RefSeq, a predicted model, not a curated record
UUAUACGCGUCUCCCUCCGCAGCCCUGAGCAGAACAGAGACAGAGCCAGAGAGACGCGCAGACCCGCCGGCCCGCUCAGAGGAGUCCGUAGAGAUGAAGGCAGUAGAGAAGACGGCGCGGCUCCUCCACACACAGCAGCCCCUGCUCUCCUGGUCAUGGACCCCCCGCUCCUCGGCCGGAGCUCCGCUCAGCCAGGCCGCUCCGCAGCGGCGGACAGAAUGAGGGAGACGCGCCGCCGGCUUCGUCGCUGCUUUCUCGGGAAGCAAUGACGGAUGAGGUUUUUGACUCGUUUGUUGAUUUAUUGUUCAUGGCUUCGGUUUUUCGGUGAAUCUGUUAGCGGUAGAGCUCGUAGGCUACACGGCCGCACUGUCUUACACAGAGAUGGUCUAAUAAUUACACAGCGGAGGGAGAGAGAUAGAGAGAGAGAAUGAAAGAGAGAGAGAAAGAGUGAUAGUGAGAGAAAGAAAGAGAGACUUGAGGAGAUUUUUUGUUUUGUUUAUUUUUUUCUCAGGCUAUCGAGUAUCUAUCUGAUGAGUCUGUGGCGAAUUCAAGCGAGCAGACAUGAGAUCGAGAUAAUAACCCGGUGAAGAAAGGGGCGUCUUUAGUGCACCUUUUUUUAGUGCAUCUGGUCCGAAUCUGAUUUCACAUCCUCGCUAGUAUGGAUAUCUAAUUAACCUGGCUCUGUUUUAAAAUGCCUUGUAAAAUAUUAUACCUGGUUUAUACGCGUAGAGACGAAGCUCAUUUUCUAAUCAUUAAGUCAGCCUACACUGCUGCUUCUUUGCCUUUGUCUUUAGUGUAGUAUCCUAGGUUAGCUCAGUUAGUGAGAUACAUAGUAGUAAAUAGCUGUUAGAUAUAUAGAUAUAUAUAUAGAGAGAGGUAGUUAUAUUAGUUAAUAACUAGCCUAGUGUAGCCUACUGUAAUCUAGCUAGCAUUAGCGUUAAUAUGAAAGCGAGGGGUCGCUGACAAUCAUAGCACAGCCUAGAUAACCUAGUUAAGCUAGUUAGAUAUCUAUAUAUGUUAACCUAACCUAAGUAGUUAAACAUUGCGUCGUAAUUUAAUAGCUAAUUUAUUGAUGAUUAUAUUAUUAUAAACUAUAUGCUAUAAUUAGGCCUAUUAGCUGGUAUUAUUACCUAUUAUUUUGGAUAAUUAAACACGUGGUAGUUGAUAGAAAGACGUUUAAUCGAGUGGGAGAUUCCUCACUGGUUUCCUUGCCGGUGAUGGAUGUCGCCUGUGCCUCGCCUCAGCGGCAGCCCCCCGGCUCUCUGGCCGAAGCGCUGCAGUCCGCAGCGGGCAGGCCAGGCGCGCUGCAGCCGCCCUCUCCCUCGCCGCUGCCGGCCGAGGACAAGCGGAGCUCCGGCGUGAAGAAGCACCACCACAAGCACAACCUGAAGCACCGCUACGAGCUGCUGGAGACGCUGGGGAGGGGCACGUACGGCAAGGUGAAGAAGGCUAUUGAGAGGCACUCUGGGAGGGAGGUUGCUAUAAAGUCAAUCAGGAAGGAAAAGAUCAAGGAUGAACAGGAUAUGGUUCACAUCCGCCGGGAGAUUGAGAUCAUGUCGUCUCUCCGACAUCCCCACAUUAUCUCUAUAUAUGAAGUGUUUGAGAAUAAGGACAAGAUUGUAAUCGUGAUGGAGUACGCCAGUAAAGGGGAGCUGUAUGACUACAUCAGCGAGCGGCGGCGUCUGACGGAGAGAGAGACGCGACACUUCUUCAGGCAGAUUGUCUCUGCUGUGCACUACUGCCACAAGAAUGGAGUGGUGCAUAGGGAUCUGAAACUGGAAAAUGUGCUACUGGAUGAGAACUGUAAUAUAAAGAUUGCUGACUUUGGGCUGUCCAACCUGUAUCAUAAGGACAAGCUCUUGCAGACAUUCUGUGGCAGCCCACUGUAUGCAUCUCCAGAGAUUGUUAACGGAAGACCUUAUCGGGGCCCUGAGGUGGACAGCUGGGCGCUGGGAGUGCUGCUCUAUACUCUGGUCUACGGUACGAUGCCAUUCGACGGGGGAGACCACAAGAACCUCAUCCGCCAAAUCAGCAAUGGAGAAUACAGAGAACCCACACAGUCUUCAGAUGCACGGGGUCUGAUUCGCUGGAUGCUGAUGGUGAACCCGGAUAGACGGGCUACAGUGGAGGACAUCGCAAAUCACUGGUGGGUGAACUGGGGCUGGAAGAGCAGCGUCUGUGACUGCGAGACCCAACGUGACACCGGCUCCCCCAUGCUGGCUCGCCUCAUCGACUGGCAGAACCGGACAGAACCACGAGGCACCAAAGGCACUCGGCCUGAGCCGCUCCUGCUGGUCCGCCAGCGGCUGAAGAAGUCCAAGAAAGAGAAUGAUGGAGGGAUGCCCCACUGCCAUGGAGAAGACAGCCUGGGCCUGAAGAGACCGAAAGGCAUUCUAAAGACACGCACAUCAGAAGAGCAGCACUCUCCCACCCUGGAGGACAUCGAGCUGGUGCCCACCGCAAAAGAAGCAGAGCGGGAGACGGGGUCUGCGGAGGGGCGAGAAGAGGAGGAGGAGCCAGCACUGACGGGAGGCUCUCCAGCUAAGAUGGUGCCCAUCCUGCCAAAGAAGGGCAUCUUGAAGAACAGCCAGCAACGUGAAUCAGGGUACUAUUCUUCUCCAGAGCGCAGUGAGUCCUCCGACCUGCUAGGCGGUACUAUAACUCCACUCGUCGCCAGCUCACCACCGAAGCGUGCCGUAGGUAGAAAGGGCAUUCUGAAGCGCAACGGCAAAUACUCCACCUACAGCGCCAUGCCUUCCAUGAGCGUCCUCGGAGAGCCUCCAUCCGGAGACUCGGGUUUGUCGCGCAGCCAGAGCCGGCCCUCCAGCAUUGUGGGCGAAGACAGCAGCAUCCUGACCAACAGCUCCUUCAGCGGAGUGGACUGGCCUCCCAUCGCCCCGCGGCCCAAGAUCAGAAGCUGCGUGUCUGCAGAGAACCUGCUUCAGCUGGCCAACUUCAAAGGGCUUCAGGCGGCACCGCCUCUCCACGGCGGUAAAUUUGGCAGAGCGGCGCACGGGCAAGGCUCUCCUGGAGACAACAGCAGCUUCUCCCUGCUGGGAGACCUGGAUGACAUGACUCAGGUGUACCAGCAAGCCCUGGAUAUCAGCAGCAACCUGUCGUAGAGAAAGAGGGGUAGAAGAAGUAAAGAUGUAAAGAGAAAGAGAGAGAGAGAGGAGGCAGAGGGGAAUGUGCGAGGCUCUGAUUUGCUUCGUGCAUCUCUGACGACCAGUGUGAUGCUGGGAUAGUCUGAUCAGGAGACUGAACAGAUCGAGUUGGGUUUAUACACUACCGAACACACACACACAAAAAUCACACAGAUACAAGCUUAGUGUAGUACAGUACGUGUUCAGUAGGUACAGUGGUAGUUAGUUACUUCUGCCUGCCCUCAACCCUCACAAAGACCAGUGCUGAGUUCAAAUGUUUACAUGUUCAAGCAGAAGGUGAGUUAGAAUCACACAUAGACACACCACACAGUGGGCGGCUCUGAAGACGAAGCAGAGAGCCGAGCUGAGUUUACAAAAGCACCUUAAAACUCACGUAGAGCACAUGUUGUGAUUUUUACUUCCUGUAAAAAAAAAAAUGAAAAAGAAAACCAGGGUCUUGCUCAAAAUGAACUGACAGUGUCAUUUAUUUAUUAAUAUUUUAGAGCGUAGAGUUAGCGAUACAGAACUGGUGUGCUCUGGCUGUACUGGAAGAGCGGGAAUCUCAGUCUCUCCUUUAACCCGAAUGGAACUGACAUAUAUAAUUAUUAUAUAUGCUAUUUAUUUCGUUAUUAAUCACUAAGACCGUAUACAUGAGACAUGAGGCCUCAUAUAUAUAUAAAAUAUAUUAUGACAAACUCUUACAGGUCUUAUAUUUAGACUCAUUUGUAUGGGAAUAUGUAGGAAGUGCCUUUUUAAAAUUCAUAUAAAAUUAUGUAUGUCAUUUCCUAAAACAAAGAAAAAGUGGAGAGAGAUGCCAGAUGGAGCCAUCACCAGAUGUGCUGUUCUGUUUUUGUAUUGUAUUGAAUGUUGAGAGACCCAGGACCUCAGAGUGCAAGGCCUUUUCUAUAAGCACAUUGGCCACGGCCACGUUGGUAAUGUUAGCCCAAGCCAUCAAACCUCUGUAAAGUCUUUGUAAAAAGCUUCUAGUGACAACCCUUUUUUUCUCUACAUGCUACUUAAAGAUUGACAGUUCAGUGACGGGCGCUGAUCCUGCGUGAAGAUGAAAGGGCAGCUUCUAAAGCUCCUAACUCUUCCCGACCUCUCCGAAUCCCUCACACAAUGACUUUGUUUCUGUCUGUUCUGCUGCCCUGUUUAAGGUUUUAUCCUCAAAGGCUUUAAAAGGCCUGCCCGUGUCUGACUGGCUCUUGGAAGAGUGCUUGUGCAUUGUUUGGCUCUCUGGGUUGGAGUGUGUGUGGGUUUCUUGAUUGAAGUGAAUUGCUUUUUAAGCCCUCUGGACAUCUUCACCUUAGCAGGCUUUUUUCUUUUUUUCUUUUUUUUUAAACAAGUAGGUAGCACUUUCAGACACACUCUCAGUUCUGAGGAAUGUAACAGGCCAAAACAGGCAGUUUAGACAUUUCCACUGUUUUUUUUUCCUGAAGAGCUGAUGCCUCUACUUGUUUACAUCCAGAUUUGUUGAGUCCUCAUACUGUGAUUGACCAGUAUGAGGACCAACUAGGCACAGUUGACUUUUUUUUUUUUGUAUGUCAUUCGUUUUUUUGAUGUGAUCUUUGGAACGUUGACCCAACAGAGGAUUAAGAAAAAAAAGCAGGUAAACAUUACUGUUUUCAAAACAGUGAUGAUCCAGCAAAUUCCAAAGGCUCUUGGCAAAAGCAGUGGCAUGCAUGUUUGUACUAGAACUUGUUCUGGGGGUGCUUUGCUGUUUUGUAUACUUAAAUAAGUUGGGCUUUUUGGACUUUUACCAUUGAUUAUUGUGCGUAAAUCAACUUGGAACAAAGUUAGUAUGCUAGGUAACGUAGCCUUAAUGUAGUAGUGAAAUGGAGAUGCACCAAGUAUUCAGCAAAUACUUGAUGAAAUAGUUUGGAUGAAAAUGGUGUUUGACUGAAUCUAUGAAAAGACAGAAAAAUAAAUAUAGAACAUGAUUGUUUUUAAUAAUGCGAUUAAAUCGCAACCUGCAAAAAAAAUCUAUUUGGUGUUCACUUUUCGUUCAUUUUGCAUUUUUGCAGUUUCAGUUUCAGCCGAAAAUGCUUAUUUGAGUGCAUCCCUAUAGUGAAGUCACACAGAGUGUGUUGUAGAAGGUAAGUGAGUGUAGAUGUUGAGCAGAUUUAGAGAAAGAUUUAGAGAAGUGUGUUAUUAAUAAUAGUGGUAGGUACGAACGUUAGGUACAAUCCUUUUCCAGUAAGCAGGUUUCAUGAAGGAUUAACUGGAAAAUGGAGACAGCAGCUUUUAAUCCUGCUGUACAUUAAGAAAGACGACUGGAAGUGUUGACGUAGCGCGAUGAGGUAGGUAGAGAUUGAGAAAGGACGUGGAAAGUGUUUGUUUUAUAGUUCUCCGUGUCUGAAAGACAGGGAAAGUAGUGCUGAAUGUUGUUUAAUGUAGAGGAGAUUGUUUCACAGUUCCUGUUUGUGCACCCCCCUCCAGCAAAGCCCCCUCAUCAUGAUCAUCAUCAUCAUCAUCUAUUACAAUGAAUAGCAGAAGGAGUGCUGAAAUAGAUAAAUCGCUAAAACCACGUAUCAACAAACCGACUGACAUCUGUGCAACAUAUGAAGGCGGUUUGUGCAACAGAGGUCCUGGGUACUGCAGAAAAAUGAGACACCCUUUGUGUAUUGCAUUGUAUUGCAUUUUUGUAUUGCAUUGUAUUGUCAACUGGAUUCACAGUGAAAAAAUUAUACUACGUUAGUAUUUUCGUUUAUUAUGCUUCAGUUUUUGAUUCUCCAAAAUAUUGAAUCUUUUAUCAUUUUAUUUUAUUUUUAAUUUCUUUUUAUUUUAUGGCAGAAGCAUGGAUGUGGUACUCCCUGAUUCAACCGGGGCUGAAAUUUCUGAAACGUCUCACAGUAAGCCUCAUUCACAUGAUGGAACUGAUCCUAGAUCAGCAGUCCUGUUCCAAAACAUGCAGAAUAUGUCUUUGUCCUCGUCCUAGUGCUGACUGACUGACAGCGAUACACAGCAGAUAGUGGAGAAGUCCAGUUCUGUCCUGCCUUAAGCAAGGGAACUUCUCACCUACACAACAGAGAAGCUUCAGCAGGUCCAGCUCAUUCGUUCAAGAGCUAGAGCCAUUCCAAAGAUGCCUUCUGAAAGGCGGCAAAUGGUUUAAAAAAUCACACCAAGGUUCAGUUCAGGCUUAUUCGUCUCUGUCUGCAUUGCUGGUGAACUCGUGUCUUAAGGAACCACUAUGAAUCACCGUAAAGUGCCAUUGUGCUGUCACAGCUGAUCAGCACACAGUUAGUUCACAUUCACCACAGAGUGGUCGCAAAGAAAGGACAAAGCCACACAAUUUGAUGAGCUGCAAACGUGUUUUCUGCCAAACUGGAAUUAACUGGUGCAUAUCUGUUAGUUAGCAGAAAGUCUACUUAUAGGAAAACUUGACUGGAUAUUGUUAUUGACAAUAAAAAGAUAGUAUUAUUAUGUUAUUUAAGUAUUAUUUUUUUGAUUAUUUUUGUUACGAUUCAUUACCAUUGUUGGCCAAACGCCACAAUAAUCGUUUUCUUUUUUUUUUGCCUAAUUGAUUUGAAACCCUUGACUGCCGAGGUGGUUUUUGUUUCAGUGCCUUUGCUCUCUUUUAUGAUCAUGUUAAAUUUUUUUGAUAAUGAUAAUUAUAACAGUUGUGUUUUUAUACUCUAUUUAUUGGUGGUGAAGCCAUUUUGCUUGAUGUAACGACACCCCAUGCCUCGUCUAUGGCUGUGUGGGAGCGAGUGCUUUAGAUAUGAGUCAGGAUUACAUGGAAAGACAGAGAACGACAGAGAAAGAGAGCAUGGGCUGCAGUUAUGUCAUUGUGUUGUACAGGCAUUGGUUGGUUGACUGUUUGUCUGAGGUGCUGAUGCUCUUGUUCAGAUAGUAAAUCUGAAAGAGUUCAGUGGUCAGUAUCUCUUAUGUAUGGCGAAACCAAGCCACUGUAAAAACAGCUCAAUAAAUGGAUCAUUUCAAAAGAA